AUGCGCUUCACCGAGAGUAUUGUUUUGGCAAUUCUUGCCGCCACCACUUCCGCCGCCCCAGUUGAGAACAAAGCUGGCGACAAGCGCACCCCCGCCGCUGGCAAGGAAUACCUGCACUUGGCCGGCGAUCGCGCACCCGUUGCCGGCAAGGAGUACCUGCACUUGCUAGGUGAGGUCCUCGAUAAGCGCGCCGCUGGCAAGGACGCCGAUGUCCUCGAUAAGCGCGAGACUCAGCAAAAGUGA
This is a messenger RNA of Beauveria bassiana ARSEF 2860, 243 nucleotides long. RefSeq lists its product as uncharacterized. Lineage: Eukaryota; Fungi; Ascomycota; Sordariomycetes; Hypocreales; Cordycipitaceae. The coding region runs from base 1 to 243 and encodes 80 amino acids. The transcript has 2 exons. The record is from RefSeq and is a predicted model, not a curated record.